GUCGUCGUCGUAGCAUUACCGAUUUGCCUAUACCUGCCAUUGGUUCACCAGCGCUAUUGUACCGCCGUGGUAUAUUACGGCUUGCUGACGAAUUGACAGAACUCAGUGUACGCUAACGCUUCCUUCCAUGUGCAUACACAAUAGCCGGAGUUCUCUAGUUACCUACAAAACUUAAGUUGCGCGCUUGAUGAAAUCGGCGGAAAAAUAAAUUCGCGAAUCGCUUCGAGUUUUAUUUCGACCAUGUAAAUUGGAUCGUUUCAUUCGUUAAUUUAUAAUAUAUUUCCACGAUAGUGAAAAUUAACAGUCUGCGAAAUUGUGAUGUCACCGGUCGUGUCUCGAUGUGUGAUGAUAAGACGCGUUUGCAGUUGGGUUAUUAAUUUUUAUCGUAUGAAUCAAGUUCUUUGUUGACACUUGAUAGGACGAAGGUUGGUGGCAAUGAUCGUUUUGUUUAACGAUCGACAACAGUGAAUUAAGUUUUGGUUGAUAUUUAAGAUAAAGAUUAUAACACCAGUGUUAUUACGUGAUAAGGUUUAAUUGAUAAGAUCCUGAGUGAGUGAAUAUCUAAUCGUAUAACUUAAAGUGCGCUUUCGAAGGCCUAGAUUAUAACGAGCAAAGUUCUCUACAUGAAACGUCACUAUUUUGUUCAACAAAUGAACACCCGUCAGAGAGUUGACCCAGAAGGGGUAUCCACGAUUAGUGACAAAACUAAAAACGGUGGGUCAAAAGGAAUGGCUAAUAUUGCAUUUGAAGGAAUUGACGAAGUUGGAGGCACUAUUUAUGGUCCUCCAGAUUUUGGAAUAGUGAAUAUCUAUCAGAAAACAUCCGAGCGUUCACCUGUUGGAGGUAAAGCGCUGUACAGUGGCGGCGAUGAUAGAAGUGAUAAUGGAAGUAAUGUGACAGCCUCCGACGAUGAUAGCGACAUAAUUUCCGAGUAUAUCGGACACUACGGCUGGUGGCAGUUCUUCUGGACUUUUUUGCUGUGUUUGUUCCAGAUUCCGACAACUUUUCAUAUAUUCUGCUUGGUGUUUCAGGCUGCCGCUCGCGACUACUGGUGCGCUCGCCCCGCUCAUCUACGCGCAAUACCACUGGAGCUGUGGCGCAACCUGACGCAACCGGACGGGGGUCGAUGUUCGCUCGUGAACGCACCCUAUCAUCAGUUGACCGAGCUGAACUUCACCAAUUAUUUUCUAACGGUAAAUGCGUCCUCCCUGGAGCGGGUCAGCUGCAGCGGGUACGAAUUCGAUGCGCGCAUUUUUGGCCCUACCAUUAUCAGCGAGUUCGGUUUGGUCUGCGACAGGGACCACAUGAACAGCAUCGUGGAAAUGUGCUUCCUUGCUGGAGCUGCGAUGGGCAGCGUAGGAAGUGGAUGGAUAUCGGACCAAUUUGGUCGGCGACACACGCUUAUGGCUUUCGCAACUAUUCAAGCUGCAUCAGGCUUUUUCCUCGGUUUUGUCAAUUCACUGGAAAUGUUUAUGGCGGCACGUGCAGUUCUUGGAUUUGCUUCAAUGUCCGUUACCGUGGUUAGUUUCGUGCUGGUCGUGGAACUUGUUAGCGGUAAACCCCGAACGGUAAUCGGCAUUCUCAAUAUUCUGCCCGUGGCGAUCUCCUACAUGCUUACUGCGGGAAUUGCGUUCUACAUUCGAGAGUGGAGAUCUAUGCAGUUUGUCAUUACUACUCCUGGGGCUGUGCUGCUUCUGAUGUGGUACUGGUUACCGGAAUCACCCCGCUGGCUGCUGGCUAAAGGUAAAAUCGAAGAACUCAAGCGCCUCAUCGAUACAGCAGCAAAGAUGAACGGACGAUUGUUACCUUUGAACUAUGAAAAAACCCUAAGCAGCCCUAAUUCCGAAUGCAGCAAAGAUGUGGUGUCCGUUUUCGAUCUGUUCCAGAGAAAAAUCGUUCGAACGACGGUGAUAAUGCUGAUCACAUGGUUCGCUGUCGUGGUGCUAUACUUUGGCAUUACACUUCAUCUCAGCAACCUGGGCGGAGACAUUUAUUUGAAUACGGUCCUUGCAGGUGCUGUUGAAUCGAUCGCAAUCUGCCUGAGCAUCGUGGUCGUGCUAAAGCUCGGAUUACGGGUUAAUUUAUUCCUGUACAUGGCAGUUGCUGGCUUGUCGUGCAUUGUGAUGAAUUUCGUUCCGGACGGCAAUCUUUGGAUUAUUAUUUUGUUGGCUAUGAUAGCAAAAUGUGCUAUCGGUGCCUGCAAUGCAAUCAUUCCGACGUUCACGGCCUACCAGUAUCCAACGACGAUGAGGAACCUUGGUGUUGGCGCUGGCAAUUUGGCCGCUGGGAUCGCGCUCAUUCUCGUGCCGUAUCUGUGGUUACUUGAACAUACGAACCAAUACUUGCCGCUGACGGUAAUGGGAGUAUGUAGCGUAAUCGGUGCUGUAUCCCUGCUGGCACUGGACGAUAAGUCCAGCAAGAAACACCAACGGCAGCGCAGUGGAAGUGAAAGUGUGGCCAGUGUUAUCACGACAUCCGCCGACGAUCAAACAAGGCGCAUUGACAAACAUUUUCCGAAAGACAGCAAUGAAGCUGGUAUAACCAACAUUGGAUUCACACAAAACGAGAGCAUGUUUCUGUAAGAUACGGUAUGGAUAUGAAUUUCUUUAACGUUAUGGACUAAGCGUCAGCUUUUCCAGAGCAGGGCAGAAAUGGGUGGUUUCUCAAGCACAGGUUGAGCACAGCGGUUGUUUAUUAGCGUAGGUUCUUGCGUUAGAAAUGCGUUGUUUGAAAUUGAAGCUCGUCGAAAAUUGACACUUUGAACCUAGAUUUAGUAUCACCUCACAACAACUGUACAAUUUAGGUGAUUUUAUCACAUUAAUAACAAUUUGCAGUUUGCAAAUUUUGUCGAAUUGAACUAAUAAUACAUUAUUUCAAAAGUUAGUUACAAAGCUAAUGUACAAUUCCUAAAUACAAAGUGUCAAUUUUUGCGGAUUGUUUUCAAUUUUAAUAUUGCUGAUUGCAUGAAAAAUUUUACAUUCGAAAGUGUGCAAUCGCUCAUAAAAGUACUAUUUUAGAUUGAAUCGCUUCGGUAUCUUCGGAGCACUUUUUCGUUACAUUCCAAGCAAUAAGUGCGUCGAAGACACUGAAACGAUUCAAUCUAAAAUAGCACUUUUAUGAGCGAUUGCGCACUUUUGAAUGUAAGAUUUUUCUUGCAAUCAGCUGUACAGCUAAACUGAUUUAAGAUUCAAGUAGUCGUCAUUGAGUUUUUGAAUAGUUUGAAUAAUUCUGCUUAUGAAAAUAUAUUCACUGCAUUGUUUCUACCUAUCAGAAUCAGAACACAAUAAAUUUUUGUAUACAGAAUUAUUAUUUUGAGCAUUAAAACUGCCUUUGUGAUCCAAAAAUUUAAUGACGACUCUUUGAACCUUAAAAGCUAGUGCACAGAAACAAUUUCAAAAUGUAAGAUGCCUCAUUUAUGUAUAAAACUCCACAUGAUACAAAGUACAAGUGAAUUAAGUUGGGAUGAUAGUAUUCGUAGCCUUUUCGUCAUACAUAGCAUAUUUAUAUCAUCUCACAACAGUAAUAUGUUAAGAACAAUUUUGUUUUUCGAAUAGAUUUAAGUUGUGCUCUCCGUCCACAGCAGUGUAGCGAGUGUUCAAUAAGUCGUAGUAUAAAGCUGUAGUAAUCAGUGAGGAGAAUUUCAUUGAAACGAAUUAAAAACUUGUAUAAAUAACUACU
Messenger RNA from Sabethes cyaneus, 3678 nucleotides. RefSeq names its product organic cation transporter protein. The transcript has 7 exons. Gene Ontology annotation, cellular component: membrane. The coding region runs from base 624 to 2582 and encodes 652 amino acids. Gene Ontology annotation, biological process: transmembrane transport. Lineage: Eukaryota; Metazoa; Arthropoda; Insecta; Diptera; Culicidae. The record is from RefSeq and is a predicted model, not a curated record. Gene Ontology annotation, molecular function: transmembrane transporter activity.